Cooperia oncophora is the source of this 990-nucleotide messenger RNA. The record is from the annotation of a GenBank genome assembly. Lineage: Eukaryota; Metazoa; Nematoda; Chromadorea; Rhabditida; Trichostrongylidae.
AUGGAAUACAUUGGGACCAAGGAGAUUAGCGAUGAUAAAUUCAGAAGUAAGGACUAUUUCCUACUGGACACCAUUGGAGGCGCGUUGGAAGCGGACGCAGUAGCUUCUAGCCAUCCGCUUUCCUUCAGUAUAGACAAAGCUGCAGAAGUGUAUGAAGCUUUUGACUCUAUCACAUACGAUAAGGGAGCGUCGAUUCUUACUAUGCUGCAGGCUUUAAUUGGAGAGGAUAACUUCAGACAGGCCAUUACGCGAUACAUCAAGAAAUUUUCGUACAACAACGCACAAGCUUCCGAUCUGUGGGAGGUUUUUGACGAACAUGUAAAAAAUAUAACAGGCCCCGACGGUAGUCCAAUGAAAACCACUGAAUUCGCCUAUCAGUGGACGACUCAGUUGCGCCUCAGCCUCCUUUCUUCUCAAAAUCUGCCAUGUCUUUUGAGUAUUCCAGAUGCGUCCUACAGUCAGUGUUUCGAGCGUUCAUCGCAACGACUCUUAAAAGCUAACGCACGUCGCUAUAACAAGAAGAAUAAAGAUGCUCAGGAGUUGGAAAAGUAUCGCCAUCCAAAAUAUGGAUUCAAAUGGGAUAUUCCUCUUUGGUAUCAGGAGCACGAUAAGCAAGUAGAGCGGACCUGGUUGAACAGAGAGGAACCGCUUUAUCUUCACGUCAGCAAUACUGAUAAACCGGUCGUGGUGAAUGCUGAUCGGCACGGAUUUUACCGGCAAAAUUACGAUCGAUACAUCAAGAAAUUUUCGUACAACAACGCACAAGCUUCCGAUCUGUGGGAGGUUUUUGACGAACAUGUAAAAAAUAUAACAGGCCCCGACGGUAGUCCAAUGAAAACCACUGAAUUCGCCUAUCAGUGGACGACUCAGAUGGGUUUCCCUACAGUCACUGUUGAGUCGUUCAAUGCAACGACUCUAAAAGUAACGCAACGUCGAUACAAGAAGAAUAAAGAUGCUCAGGAGUUGGAAAAGUAUCGCCAUCCAAAAUAU